ACGAGCCCAAACACAGUAAAACCCUAGCCAGUGGUCUAAGUAUAUAUUCAUAUUUAUGCUUGUUUCAUAUCAUGUUCUCUCGACCCCAAGGAGAUAAUCUGAGAUCUUGAUCAAGUGUAGGGUUCAGGAGCGAACAUGACUUUCAAGCGAAGGAAUGGUGGAAGAAACAAACAUGGUCGUGGCCAUGUGAAAUUUAUCCGCUGUUCCAAUUGUGGUAAAUGUUGCCCUAAGGACAAGGCCAUCAAGAGAUUUUUGGUGAGGAACAUUGUCGAGCAAGCGGCGGUGAGGGAUGUUCAGGAAGCCUGUGUCUAUGAUGGCUACACUCUUCCCAAGCUCUACGCCAAGAUGCAGUACUGUGUCUCCUGUGCAAUUCACUCUCACGUUGUGAGGGUUCGUUCCAGGGAAAACAGGAGAGUCCGUGAGCCUCCACAGCGUUUCAGACGCCGGGAGGACACUGCUAGGCCCGGUGGUGCACCAGGUCAGGCAGGGCAACGCCCAGCAGGAGGAGCCCCAGCUGCUGCUCGCACUUGAACAAAGUGACAUGCAAGGCUCCUUUUCCUCAAGCCUCUUUUCGUUCGAGGCUUUAGUUAUUUAUUGGAUGUUACAUUAAAGUCUUUUGGUUUCCUAAUUCAGUUCCCUAUGAGAGACUUCAAUAUUAGUGUCUUGUGGAUUUUUGUUUCAAUUUUGCUAGUGUUCUUGUUAUUGGUUAAUGAAUUGAAAUUACAAUUUACAAGUUAAUUCAAGAAAUUCUCCGUGCUCUUGCAUA
This is a messenger RNA of Humulus lupulus (European hop), 766 nucleotides long. Its product is annotated as small ribosomal subunit protein eS26x-like. The record is from RefSeq and is a predicted model, not a curated record. Gene Ontology annotation, biological process: translation. Gene Ontology annotation, cellular component: cytosolic small ribosomal subunit; ribosome. Bases 136 to 531 code for a protein of 131 amino acids. Gene Ontology annotation, molecular function: structural constituent of ribosome; mRNA binding. The transcript is spliced from 5 exons. NCBI's taxonomy places the organism in Eukaryota, Viridiplantae, Streptophyta, Magnoliopsida, Rosales, Cannabaceae.